This is a messenger RNA of Puma concolor (puma), 1242 nucleotides long. RefSeq names its product circadian associated repressor of transcription (gene CIART). The record is from RefSeq and is a predicted model, not a curated record. Gene Ontology annotation, cellular component: nucleus. Gene Ontology annotation, molecular function: RNA polymerase II cis-regulatory region sequence-specific DNA binding. Gene Ontology annotation, biological process: circadian regulation of gene expression; negative regulation of DNA-templated transcription. NCBI's taxonomy places the organism in Eukaryota, Metazoa, Chordata, Mammalia, Carnivora, Felidae.
AUGCUCCCUUGCUUUGCUCUUCAGUUGCAGGUCCCGAUCUUUGGGUACUCCGGGAGCUGCUCUCCAGCCCCUGCUUCUGAACCUAUGGAUUCUCCAUCUAGCGUUUCUUCCUGUUCUUCCUAUUCUCUCUCUUCCUCUUUUUCCACCUCCCCAGUGAACAGUGACUUUGGUCUCCCCUCCGAUAGUGAGGGGGAGGACAAAGGGGCCCAUGGCCCCAGGCCAGACCCUGUUGGGCAGAGGGGAGGUUCUCGGCCACGACCGGGUCCUAUCCGCUGCAGGCAACGGCCCAAGGUCUCCAGCAACCAACAUACAACAUCUUACUUGGAACAGCGGGGCUUGGCCUCUCCUAUGGCAGGAUCUGGGGUCAAAAGAUCGAGAGACGGUGAAUUACAGACCACUGUAAACAUCCAGGGUUGUAUCACAGAAGGAGACCUGCUUUUUGCUCAGAAGUGUAAAGAGCUCCAAGGUUUCAUCCGCCCUCUCACAGACCUACUGAAUGGGCUGAAGAUGGGUCGAUUUGAGAGAGGAUUGAGCAGUUUCCAGCAGAGCGUGGCAAUGGACAGGAUCCAGCGUAUUGUAGGUGUUUUGCAAAAGCCCCAGAUGGGGGAGCGUUACCUAGGAACCUUGCUACAGGUGGAAGCGAUGUUAAAGACUUGGUUUCCUCGUAUAGCUGCUCAGAAGUCAUCCUUGGGCAGUAGCAGGCACAAACUGACCCAGCAUUUUCCAAGCCACCACAGCCAUCCAGCUGCUUCCUCUCCUGCACCUCCCACGGAAAAGUUGGACGAGACACAGCUAGGACAUCUAGUGUUGAAAUCGAAGCAGCCUUGGCACCUCACAGAAUGGCCAGCCAUGCACCUCACUUGGACCCACACCACUCCAAUUUGCAACCCACCCCUCAGUUCCCCAGGUACCACUUCCCUGAGCCACGGUCCUUUAGGCACUGGAGCCAGCAUCGGUAUCAUCCUUUUUGUCCAGCAUGGAGUACAGCCCUUCACCCACUCUGCCCCAACCACUUCAGUUCUACCUGCUACAGCAUCGCCUGUCAUCCCCAGUGCUCCUAAGAAACUCUCUGGAGAGGGACCUCCUUGCCACAGUUUGCCAGUAACUCUGCCAUCAGACUGGAGCUGUACCCUGUCCCACCCUGGUCUACCCACCAUGGCCAGAGAGAUGACUGGGAGACAUCUAGAGCAGAUGAGAAGCCAUCCUUCAGUUGCCCCUGAUGUCCAUUCUCUCAACCCCUAA